Corticium candelabrum is the source of this 2699-nucleotide messenger RNA. RefSeq lists its product as uncharacterized. The record is from RefSeq and is a predicted model, not a curated record. The transcript is spliced from 2 exons. The coding region runs from base 146 to 2650 and encodes 834 amino acids. NCBI's taxonomy places the organism in Eukaryota, Metazoa, Porifera, Homoscleromorpha, Homosclerophorida, Plakinidae. Gene Ontology annotation, cellular component: plasma membrane. Gene Ontology annotation, molecular function: signaling receptor activity; ligand-gated monoatomic ion channel activity.
GCCAAACUACCUGCAAUAUUUGCUAGCUGAAAUCUGUCAGGAGUACCUCAAACGUCCACCACAAGCGCCAUUGCCGUUAGUUCUCGGCCACCAGCACGUCUAUACCGUUGUUUGCAUCUGUUUGUAGUGCACGACUCGAGGCAACAUGGCGCUGCUGACAAGCCAAGCUGCCUUAUCUAGCAGCGUGUGUCUUUCAUUAUUGACAGUGGUGAGCACUCUCGGAAUGGGCAACAGAAAGGUGGACAACUUGGAUAUUGCCUUCUUGGUGGACAACUCUAGUGAAGUAAUUAGCCAGACAUGCAAUGUGCAGCCGAUCACCAACAAUAGCCAAGUUAGGAUGCUCGUUACCAAUCACUUCAACUCCUUUCUUCACAACACGAGCUACAAACUGCGUAAUCUCAGCUUGGCGUACUCCUACAAUCACUGGAGUGCGGCCACUACAACUCACUUUCUCCUUGAGACUCUGCAUCAUGUCGUUCUAUUCUGGGGGUCGGAUUUGAACGCUAGAACAAGCGGAGUUGUCGCCAACAUGCAUUCGGCUCCCGUCGUUUCACUGCUGCCGGUGCACAGUUGGUUCAGAGAGGGUGCCAAGUUACCCAACGUUGUCGUUCCACGUACAGGGCAGUCGCUCAAGGGCAUUGCAGCAAGUGAUAUGAUAAGACCAACGAGUACCCACCGGAUCGAAGUUUCUAUCAUCUUUAAGGAAGAGACAGCUAGUCCAGAGCUAGAGCAGCUAUUAUUGGCAGUCAAGAGCGAUCCAAGAGUUUACGUUGACGAAUUCGUACUGUCAGCCCAGACAUUACAAUCGUCUGAUUCUAUUUCAAAUGAUUUAAACCUCUACACUGACAGUAUGAUUGUAGACAGCGAUCUUGAUCUGUUCCAUUUUGUAAUGCUUACUUCGAUACAAUUCAACUACAUAAAAGAUAAGACUGUUGUCAUAUUUCUUCACGAGUUUAAUGAAAUUCGGACGUGGGAAAGCCUCCGUAAUUUGUCUGCUCGAACAGAAUACGUGUUUGCCUUCCGACAGAGAACACCUUCUUCAUACUCCAAUACGUCAUCGUUUGAAAACGGGCUAGUACUCGACGCUCUGCAGGCAAUAGCCGAAGCUGUUGUCUCUUCCGGUUACGAUCCCAAUGCCAGAUGGAUAGAGAAUCUCGUCUAUUCUUCUAUUCAAUUUGUACACCAAAAGAAUUUGAGUCAGCUCGUUGACGCUAUGAAACAACAAUGUGUUUACGGAUAUUCUGGAAACUUUGGGUUUUCAUCAGGUGGAGCACUAGACAAAUCAUGUUUGAAUAAACGCUUGGUUGAAUUUGAUAUCAUGAAAAUAAAUACAACAAACUGGAACAAUAGUGGACCGUGUCAAUACAACUGGUAUAAGUAUGGAGAAUGGACUGGAACAAGAGGCCUUGAUAUUCCAGAUAAGCUAUGGGAAUUUUCACAAAAUCGCCAACAAACAAUAAAAGAGAUAAAUGUUCUAGUAGUUCCAUUUGGACCUUUCACUUAUCUAAAACCGAAUGGUAAGUGGGCAGGCGUCGACAUAGACCUCCUCGAAACACUGGUAAAGUAUGCUGGCUUAGACAUGUCACAAAUAAAAUAUACAAAAUGGAAUGGAAGCAGAAAAGAAGCAGUUCAAGAACUUUAUAGAAACGAUCGUUACCAUCUCGCUGUUGGUGCCAUCAUACCUCAUGCUUCGACUAAGGGCAUCAUAUACACUCGAUCAUAUUACGAUCUUCGCUUGGGAACGGUCAUUCUCAAACGUCAGCAAAACACUAAUUUGAUGUGGAGGUUCAUGGAACCGUUCCACUGGAGUGUGUGGCUAGCAACAGUUGCAGUUAUUAUAUUGGGCGGGAUCACAUCCAAGUGGCUCGAUCUUGCUCAGACUUACGGAAAUGGUAUAUGGGUCGUCGUAUGCACAAUAUUCUUUGUUCAGGAAAAUCAAAUCGUUCGGAUGCGCAACCCGUUUGGUAGAAUUUUCAUCAUAUCUCUGUCGAUUUUCGUCCUCAUUUUCAUAUCUUACUACACCGCUAAUCUCGUAUCAUUUCUUUCUCCAAGCGACCGAUCUCAGACUGUCUUCGACCCUAAAGUAUCAAACGUCAUGACGCUUGAUAGAGAAAGUUAUCACUGGCUGCAGUCGCAGAGAUUUUCCAACGUAAGCUAUGUGUCAACUGUGGAAGAUGGACUGAGAAAUCUAAGACAAGGCGAGGUUGAUGCGUUAAUUGCUGACAUUCCACUUCUUCGUCAGAUCGUUUUGCAAGCAGGACCUACGUGUGAUCUAUCAUUUUACAAUUAUAAAUUUCCUAAACAUCAAUAUGCUUUUGCCGUCAGAAAUGGUGCACCGUUGGAUACCGACAGUAUCAAUGGCGUCAUUGCUAACGUCGUACAGCUCAAUUUCACUGAAAACUCGUAUUACCGUCACCUCGCACAGAACAAAACUGGUCUUUGUUGGGAAGAACUAGCUGCUGAGACAUCGGACAAUAGUGACAGUAUGUCGUCUUCAGAAUCGGAAAUAUCUCUGGGAGCCGAAAGCUUUGCUGGUGUUGCUCUGGUGGUACUCUGUGCAGCUGGUAUAAGUUUAGCAAUGAAGGGAAUGAUAAUUUUACGACAAUACAAUAAGAACAGUAAAAUAGCUGUUACCACAACUAGAGACUAACAUUCUAAUGACUGUUAAAAUAAAGACAUAUUACUGUUCAACAUCGAGU